AUGAAGCGUGGCGGUAACGCACUGUCCCAUGACCCAGGCAUCCCUGCUGCCGCCCAGCACCCUGAUGUUGUGAAGGUCACUCUGCAAGACUGCCUGGCGUGCAGUGGCUGCGUGACGACCGCGGAAACAGUGCUGGUCAACGCGCAGAGCCGCCAUGAGAUUGUGUCUGCCCUCCUUACAUCGCCCUCAUCAACAUCAUCGUCAGCGACAGGGAUGGGGAGUGCCUAUCGUCCUCGGCUCGUGAGCAUCAGCACGCAGUCGUGCGCCUCCCUCGCCGCGCACCUUCAGAUGCCCGUGGCUACCGUGUACGAGUUGGUGGCAGGCUUUGUGCGGACAGCGCUUACGACAGCUGCGCUGCAGGAGGCACAGCGGAAUUCCGCGAUUGCCGCUGCUGGGCCGCUGCCUGCGGUCACGGGGAACGCCAAAGAGACGAAACUGAGCGGGGAGAUGAGCGGCGCCCCGCAGACAGCCGCGCCAGAUGCCGCCACGACAGCCUUCCCCAACUCGGAACCGGCAAUCUUUGUGAUAGACCUUGAGUGGGCAGAGCAGCUGUCCGCGGAGCUGACGGCGCAGGAGUACGACCGUCGUCGUCGCGGUGGCGGCAAUGCCGAGGUUGGGCCACUUCCGCUGAUCGUCUCUGCAUGUCCAGGUUGGGUAUGCUACUGUGAGAAGCAAGGCUCAGCGCUGCUGCCGCACCUCUGCCCUGUCAUGUCCGCUCAGGGUAUCGCCGGCAGCUACGCAAAGCGCACCGUUGCCGCAGACCUCUACCACGUGUCGAUUCAGCCCUGCUUUGACCGAAAGCUCGAGGCAGCGCGGGACUCGAUGGCAUUGGCGACAGCGCCGCUCACCGAAAAGGUGGACACGCAGGUCUUCUACACGGACUGUGUUCUAAGCACCGCCGAGUUGCUGGAGUGGAUGAAAGAGGUGGACCCGACGCUGCCGUGGCGGGGGCAGCUGGACACAGACAUCACCACGACCGCCGCCGCCGCCUUGGCUGGCGACAACUGCACAGGCUACCCGGCCCAGCAGCCCACACAGUUGAACGAAGAAGAAUUGUCCGCAUCAGCACCGCCACCCUCGGCCCCUGCUGUCUUCGCACUCGCCCACGAUGCAACAAGGUUCGCCGGCAGUGGGGGCUACCAUCAAUCAGUCAUCGCCCAUCGCCUGCAGGCGGAAAGGGCAGCAACGCUGCCGCCCUCGUUGUCAUCAUCGCCAAACACGUCCACCACCAUCACGUACGAAGUGAGGCGCAACCGCAAUCAUCAGCUCGCCACCUGCGCCGCCCUGCCGGGUGAGGUGUUCUGCAUCGGGUAUGGCUUCCAACAAAUCCAAAACGUGGUGCGCGGCCUCAAGAAGCGCAUGCCUGCGAUGCGCAGUUACACCUUCAUCGAGCUCAUGGCAUGCCCAGAUGGGUGCUUGAACGGCGGUGGGCAGGUGAGACCGACGCAGCAGCCCCACACGGAGACCCUGGACAUCGUCUUGGAUGCCUACGCGAGGCACAUCGAGGUGAGUCGCGGGAGGAGCAACCUUCCCGCAGCCACAGCUGCUACCCCUUCGGGAUCGGCACUCGCCUGUGUGUCUGCCAGCCCAUACUGUGACGGCGGCGACGAGCAAGCUGAGAACGGAGAGAACGCCAUGAAGGCUCAGCGACCUCGCAUUGAGGCAGCACAGCAGCCCUUCGCCAAUGCCACCAUCGCUGCCACAGCCCCCUCGCUGGGGGACGCGCUGUGGCGUUGCACCUUUCGCGACCGCGAAAAAGAGUUUGCCGAGAUGCUGAACGACGGCAACGUGCACAGCUUAAAGUGGUGA
This is a messenger RNA of Leishmania braziliensis MHOM/BR/75/M2904, 1809 nucleotides long. Its product is annotated as putative hydrogenase. The coding region runs from base 1 to 1809 and encodes 602 amino acids. The record is from RefSeq and is a predicted model, not a curated record. The transcript has a single exon. Gene Ontology annotation, molecular function: 4 iron, 4 sulfur cluster binding. NCBI's taxonomy places the organism in Eukaryota, Euglenozoa, Kinetoplastea, Trypanosomatida, Trypanosomatidae.